Molecule: messenger RNA, 1864 nt
Organism: Schistosoma curassoni
Lineage: Eukaryota; Metazoa; Platyhelminthes; Trematoda; Strigeidida; Schistosomatidae
Source: the annotation of a GenBank genome assembly
GAAAUUAAAUUAAGCUACAAACAAACAAGAUAUCCAAUUUCAUGACAGUUUGUACUAAUGGACAAAUUAUAUUAGAAGAAAAGUAUCAACGCUGCAGAUUCACUAAAUCAGAAAUCGUAAGCUAUGCUAAAUGGUUGGGAAUUAAUCUGAAACGAGAACCAGAAUUAUAUCCUUUAGUAUAUGAAGGGAUCAAAGCCCCGCUUCCGGUUGGUUGGAAACCUUGUAUGAAUACCAAUGGGGAUAUAUACUACUUCAAUUUUUUCACAGGUCAGUCUACGUGGGACCAUCCUUGUGAUGUUUAUUAUAAGAAUAUGGUAUUAGAAUGCAGAAAAAAUAAAAGCUGCACGAACGUAACUGAUAGAAAGCAAAAGUACUUAAAAAAACCUCAACAUAAAAAGUCAUGUGGUACUUGUCAUGGCCUCAAGCUACUCCACAUAGAAACAUAUAAUAAGCCAAUCAGUAACCGGACACAGGAUAAUGGUACUUCGUGGAGUAAUACUACUCAUAAUCACAAUUUAAAGCUUUCGAAUGAAAACCCAGUCUUCAAAAACUUAAGUGGGACAGGAAAUGAGCCUUUAGUUUCCAAACCCAAGCCUUCUGAAAAUAACGAUGAUCAAUUUAGGAAAAGCACAGGUGUCCAGUAUGAAUCAGCAUGUGAACUGCAAGCAAUACGAAUCAAAGAGAAUACAGAAUUGGCGCUGGUUAGGCAAGUUGAUGAAAACCUCCUGAAUUUUUCAUUAUUAAGUAAUUCUGAUGACUUAACUAACAGUAUAAGAUCCAAAACACGAAAUGUGACUAAAUCGUAUGGAUUUUCUGAAACAUUGCAAAAUGAAACAAACUCAAACAACUGCUGUAAAAUAAAGAUCAAACAGAAUACGUCAACAGGUUACUCGGUAUACGGACGAUCGGAAGAAUCAAUGAAUAAUAAAAAUACCGGCAAUUGUGACAGCGAUAGUUCAGUCCAUAAGCAUCUUCAAACCAAAACAGGAUCAGAGUGUAUGACAAAAUUAUUAAAGAAAAUGGAACAAAAUCAUGAGGAAGUACUAGGAGCAAGUUACAAAUUAUGUUCAAUGCAAAACGAAUUAGUUAACUGGUGUAAUGAAAUCGAAAAACGCCUAUAUGAUAUUGAUAGCAGAUAUAAGAUCACUUUUUGCAGGGAUAGAGCGUUAAUGGGAAAUAAUAAUCUACUUAUAUUUUUAGAACCGCGUGAAAUUAAUCAACAGGAUUACGUGAAUACUAGUCUAUACAAUAAAGUUACAUUUAAUGAAUAUCCUUCAUACAAUUCUAAUUUGUCGGUUAAUACAAAAAAUAAACGACCACAUUCUAGCGAUGAUUAUCUAUUGAGUGAAAAACACACCUGUACAGAGACAAAAACAAAUGCCAUAAGUACAAACUCUUUAGUAUUUAAAACGAACCAUGUUGAAAACUUGGUUCCCAUCAGUAAUUCUAUAUCACAAAACCUAGUGAAACACUUGUCAAUAGUCGACAUGUCCAAAUCAAGAUAUACUGUCACAAAUUGGAACAGGAUAUCUAGUGACUGGAAUACAGUUAGAACAAAACUAUACCAUGGGAAGUCUCUUUAUUCACCAAGAAACCUCCCGCAAAGCAUGAUAAGUCAACAGCUUGAAGAUUAUUCAAGAUGGUUAGAACAAGCUGAAGCGUACAUGAAAACUUUACAGUCCGUCUGAAUAUUAUUAAAAUAUCAACGUAAUUUCACUCGGAUUGUGUACAACGAUGUUAACUUUGCCACAAAAUCCCAAAAAAAGUAAUACAGACAAUAAGACCGGCAUUUUGAAUAUCAAGUGCUUCGAGAAAAUUAGAGUUGAAUUCGGAUGUUUGGUUAAAUGUUUAAUAAACCCAUUGU